Periophthalmus magnuspinnatus is the source of this 2067-nucleotide messenger RNA. RefSeq names its product cyclic nucleotide-gated cation channel beta-3 (gene cngb3.2). Gene Ontology annotation, biological process: monoatomic cation transmembrane transport. Gene Ontology annotation, cellular component: intracellular cyclic nucleotide activated cation channel complex; plasma membrane; photoreceptor outer segment. Gene Ontology annotation, molecular function: intracellularly cGMP-activated cation channel activity; cGMP binding; intracellularly cAMP-activated cation channel activity. The record is from RefSeq and is a predicted model, not a curated record. The transcript has 17 exons. The coding region runs from base 1 to 2067 and encodes 688 amino acids. Lineage: Eukaryota; Metazoa; Chordata; Actinopteri; Gobiiformes; Gobiidae.
AUGGCGGCGAAGGACGCGAAGCCGAAUGGAGCCAAGACAGAGGACAAACCGGCGGGUGAGUGCGUUUUGUCUGGGACUCGAGCGCCGCCGCGGUCCGAGAUGGGAGUCACGGCUCUUUUAUGGGAUCUGACUGAGCAAGAACCAGCUCCGCCCCCGACUCCGCCCCCCAUCGUCGUGAACAGAUACUCGGACGACCAGCUCCGAGCCGUCGUCAAACGCAUGAGAGCGAGACUGGAGCUGUACAAGGAGAAAGCCACAGACCCGUUCGCCUCGUCUCCAGAGAUCACCCCCCCCGUCACUCCUAUACUGGGCAAAGAGGAGUACGCCCGGGUCAUCGAGGAGCGAAAACGCCAAGCCGAGGAGGACCGCAUCAAAAAGGAGGAGGCGGAGAAGAAGAAGAAAGAGGAGGCGGAGAAAAAGAAACAGGAAGCAGAGCAGAAGAAGAAGGAGGAGGAGGAGAAGAGGAAGGCAGAGGAGGCCCUGAAGGAGGUGCCCAAAGUCCCACUGAAGACCCGGGUCCAGGAGGCGUUCUGGUCCUGUGUGGACCUGGGGCUGAAGCCGGUGGAGGACAUGAUGGACCCGGUGCUGGGGGUGACCAUCGACCCAUUCACAGAUCGCCGGUACAUCGCGUGGCUCAGUGUAGUGACCUUGGCGUUCAACUAUAACACCUGGUUCCUGACGGCUCGGCUGUGUUUCCCGUAUCACGAAGACGACAUGGUCAAGUACUGGUUUGCUCUGGACGUUCUGGCCGACGUCAUCUACCUCACAGACAGCGUGUUGUUUCAGCCACGCACACAGUUUGUCAAAGGAGGCGACAUCAUAAAAGACCGAGUUAUGACCAAGAAGCACUACAGAGAGACCGAGAGAUUUAAGAUGGACAUGAUUUCCCUCUUACCCUUUGACCUUUUGUACUACCAGUUUGGCUUCAAAUCCAUUUUCAGAUUCAACCGUCUUCUGAAAGCAGAGUCGUUCUUUGAGUUCAGUGAUCGUUUGGAGAGUAUCAUGGCUAAAGCUUACAUCUGGAGAGUGAUCCGCACCAUCGGGUACCUCCUGUUCAUGCUCCAUCUGAACGCCUGCAUCUACUACGUGGCCUCAGAUUAUCAGGGCAUUGGAAAGACCAAGUGGGUUUAUUCUGGACAGGGCAGUGCGUAUCUGCGCUGUUACUACUACGCCGUGCGCAGCCUCAUCAACAUCGGGGGUCUAAACGAGCCCCACACCGUCUUUGAGAUCGCCUUUCAGAUGACAAACUUUUUCACUGGAGUGUUUGUGUUCUCCAGUUUACUCGGACAGAUGAGGGACGUCAUUUGCGCUGCCACCGCUGGACAGACGUAUUUCAGAACCUCUAUGGACAACACUGUGGCGUACAUGGUGACCAACCGCAUCCCCUCAAUGGUCCAGAACAGAGUCCGCACAUGGUACACCUACACCUGGGACGCACAGGGCAUGCUGGACGAGUCGGAGCUGCUGGAUAAGAUGCCUCUGGUGAUGAGGACGGCCAUCGCUGUGGACAUCAACCUGGAAACGUUCAAAAAGAUCGACCUCUUUAAGGGCUGUGAUCAGCAGAUGUUGGUGGACAUGUUGCUGAGGCUCAAGUCUAUUAUCUAUUUACCCGGCGACUUCGUGGUCAAAAAAGGCGACAUCGGUAAAGAGAUGUACAUCAUAAAGAGCGGAGCGGUGCAGGUGGUGGGAGGACCCGACAACAGCAUCGUGUUUGUGACUCUGAAGGCCGGAUGUGUGUUUGGAGAGAUCAGUCUACUGCAGUCGUCCAAAGAUGGAGGAAACCGGCGAACCGCGAAUGUGAAAGCGUACGGCUUCGCUAACCUCUUUGUGCUGGAGAAGAAAGACCUGUUUGACAUUCUGGUCCAUUAUCCAGAGUCGCAGAAAGUCCUGGCCCGGAAAGGAAGAAAACUGAUGAAGGCGAAGGGUCCGGCUGCAGCGAAAGUCGAGGAGGAGAAGAAGAAAGGGCUGGCGCUGUUUGGCCCGAAGCCGCAGACGCCAAAACUGCUGCGCGCUUUCGGUGGAACCAUCAACAGAUCCACCGUAGACAAACUGAAGGCGAACACGUGA